Nannospalax galili (Upper Galilee mountains blind mole rat) is the source of this 2853-nucleotide messenger RNA. It is a transcript of the gene Stau2, whose product is annotated as staufen double-stranded RNA binding protein 2. NCBI's taxonomy places the organism in Eukaryota, Metazoa, Chordata, Mammalia, Rodentia, Spalacidae. The transcript is spliced from 13 exons. The record is from RefSeq and is a predicted model, not a curated record. Bases 84 to 1796 code for a protein of 570 amino acids.
UUUUUGGAGCUGUGAGGGAUACAGCGGUUUGAUCAAUAUUGUCUUAACAUGCUUCAAAUAAAUCAGCUUCUCUCCACGAUAAAAUGGCAAACCCCAAAGAGAAAACUCCAAUGUGUCUGGUAAAUGAGUUAGCCCGUUUCAAUAGCAUCCAACCCCAGUAUAAACUUCUGAGUGAAAGUGGGCCUGCUCAUUCGAAGAUGUUCUCAGUGCAGCUGAGUCUUGGUGAGCAGACAUGGGAAUCCGAAGGGAGCAGUAUAAAGAAGGCCCAGCAAGCUGUUGCUAGUAAAGCUUUGACUGAAUCUACGCUUCCCAAACCGGUUCAGAAACCACCCAAAAGUAAUGUUAAUAAUAACCCAGGCAGUAUAACUCCAACUGUGGAACUGAAUGGGCUUGCUAUGAAAAGGGGAGAGCCUGCCAUCUACAGGCCACUGGAUCCAAAGCCAUUCCCCAAUUAUAGAGCUAAUUACAACUUUCGGGGCAUGUACAAUCAGAGGUAUCAUUGCCCAAUGCCCAAGAUCUUUUAUGUUCAGUUGACUGUAGGAAAUAAUGAAUUCUUUGGUGAAGGGAAGACUCGACAAGCUGCCAGACACAAUGCUGCGAUGAAAGCCCUUCAGGCACUGCAGAAUGAACCUAUUCCAGAAAAGUCUCCUCAGAAUGGUGAAUCGGGAAAAGAAAUGGAUGAUGACAAAGAUGCAAAUAAAUCUGAGAUAAGCUUAGUGUUUGAAAUCGCUCUGAAGAGAAAUAUGCCUGUCAGUUUUGAGGUUAUUAAAGAAAGUGGACCACCACAUAUGAAGAGCUUUGUUACCCGGGUAUCAGUGGGAGAGUUCUCUGCAGAAGGAGAGGGGAAUAGUAAAAAACUCUCCAAGAAGCGUGCUGCAACCACCGUUUUACAGGAGCUUAAAAAGCUCCCACCUCUUCCUGUGGUAGAGAAGCCAAAACUAUUUUUUAAAAAACGCCCUAAAACAAUAGUAAAGGCUGGACCAGAAUACGGUCAAGGAAUGAACCCCAUUAGCCGCCUGGCUCAAAUUCAACAGGCCAAAAAGGAAAAGGAGCCAGAUUAUGUUUUGCUUUCAGAAAGAGGAAUGCCUCGACGUCGAGAAUUUGUGAUGCAGGUCAAGGUAGGCACUGAAGUUGCUACUGGAACAGGACCCAAUAAAAAGAUAGCCAAAAAAAAUGCUGCAGAAGCAAUGCUGUUGCAGCUUGGUUAUAAAGCAUCUACUAGCCUUCAAGAGCAGCUUGACAAGACAGGGGAAAGCAAAGGAUGGAGUGGUCCAAAGGCUGGAUUUCCUGAACCAACAAAUAACACUCCAAAAGGAAUUCUUCAUCUAUCUCCCGAUGUUUAUCAAGAGAUGGAAGCCAGCCGCCACAGAGUGAUCUCAGGCACGACUCUAGGCUACUUGUCAUCCAAAGAUAUGAACCAACCUUCAAGCUCUUUCUUCAGUAUAUCUCCCACAUCAAAUAGCUCAGCCACAGUUGCCAGGGAACUCCUUAUGAAUGGAACAUCUCCUACAGCUGAAGCCAUAGGUUUAAAAGGAAGUUCUCCUACUCCCCCUUGUUCUCCAGUACAGCCUUCAAAACAACUGGAAUAUUUAGCAAGGAUUCAAGGCUUUCAGGCAGCUUUAAGUGCCUUGAAGCAGUUUUCUGAACAAGGACUGGAAUCAAUCGAUGGAGCAAUGAACGUUGAAAAAGGUUCUCUUGAAAAACAAGCCAAGCAUCUGCGGGAGAAAGCGGACAAUAACCAGGCGAGCCCGGGCCCCAUCACUCAGGACUGCAAGAAAUCAAAGUCGGCCAUCUAGCAGCUCCUAGAACCCACGGCUGCCACCGCGUCCUUAUAAACCUGUCAGCACGCAUGAGGGUGUCUGUGUUCAAGGAAAUGAAUGACUAAUACCAUUAUCUGAGUCUUAUGUGAAGACAACACUAUUCUAACACAAGAGAUAAUGUACAUGGUAGUGUUUAUUCAACUGGGGGAAAAUAAAACUUUGAGCAUUUCCCUUGGAACUUGAGAUCAGAUCAUAACUCAUUUGCCCAGAGGCAGCAGAAAUCUGAUCCUGCUACUGGAGCUUAAAAUAACAAUUAAUAAAAAGUGUUAGAAACAGAGCUAAAGUUUUAAAAUGAUUCAUAGAGAAGUUGGUUUGGUUCUGUCCUUAUGAUUGUUCUGUCGUGGCAAUUGUGUUCAGUUAUAUUCUCUCUCUUUCUCUCUCUCUCUCUCUCUCUCUCUCAUUUGAAGUAAUGCUUGACAAUUCAAAAAUUAACCAAUGAUGUGCUGUGGAAUGUGAUGUUGUCUUCAUAUAGAGUCGCACAGUUUCUCUUUUUAUGCAGAUAUUUGUAAUCUUCAUCCUAAACACACACACACACACACACACACACACACACACACACACACAAAUUACUUUAAGGUGCGCUGCACAAAAAUGUAUGCAAAUAACUAUGUUUUAAAUCAGGUCAGAUAUUUGAUUUAAAAUAUGAAAUAAUACUAGGAAGAAGUAGUUUCCAUAUAUUCCAGGAAUUUUAAAAAGACAAAAUGAAACAAAACCAAACAGUUGUGGGUUUUGAGCUCCAUGAUGCCAUUAGCCACCAAGGGGGCGUCUUGCCUCUGCCCAUCUCGUUCCCUGACUCCACUCUGUCGUGGAAAUUGUACCCACCCCCGUCUGUGUUGUAGCCACUCACUGUUUGCAUCGAGUGUUUUUAGUAACUGCCUCUGGACUCGAACAGUGAGUAGGAUCAAAAUAAAUACUGUACUUGGUGGGGAAGGGAAAGCCUGUUGGAGAAGCUUCUAGCCAGCCACGCUCUGGACCAGCAUGUUGGACUCCAGUGGGGCAAAUGCAGUAAAAAUUUGGUCAGUUUCUGUGUAAA